CCUAAAAAUCACUUAAAAAAUGGACUUAACCACAGGUGAGCUAGGACCUGAUUCUGUAGAAGAGUUUGUAGCCCAGAUGGGUAAUGUCGUUAAGGUCUUUAAGGCUCUUGAUGAAGAGACUGAGAUGUUUAUUGAGGGGGUCUGAAAGAUGGUAGAGAAUGAGGAGAUGAUCAGUGGAGGGGAUAGGAGGAUGGAGUCGUAUGAUGAAGCGUUAGGGAGGGUUAGAGAAUUGGUGAGAAAGAGUUUGGAGAAGUAAAAAUGAGUAUUUGAAUAAUUUACCUGUGGCUGAGUAUUUUAAAGAAGAUGCUCCAGAUCAAUCAUUGGAGAGUUCUAAUCUUUUGAUUCAGCCGUCUCAGUAUACUCAAAAGCAACUUGCUGGUGUCUCACAGAAAGAAGUCCAACCUGCAAGAUUGAGCACAGAUUCAGAAACAAGUGAAUUAUCCCAGCUGAAGAUUUCUAAAGUAAAAGAUACCAUUGUUAGAAACUCAAACAAAGAUACCGUUGUGGUUGAGAUUGACAGUUCAAGUUCCUCUCACUCAGUUUGCUCACAAUCUGAUAUCAGACAACUACCGAAUAGAAUUCCUCAGAUCGAACAGACUUCCAAACAAGAGGACACCAUCAAAACAGAAGAAGUAAACUCACCCAAAGUUAAGAAACUAUUCCAAGUCAGUUUCUCGAUUCACGAAUCUUCUUCAGAAGGAUGUCAUCGUUCAAACAAAAUUGAAUCGAGUUCAGAGUAUGACUCUGAAGAUUACCAUCAAGAUGCCCAACAUGAACACAACAAUCAAAAUCCAGAAGAGAACAAGAGCUCUUUGGCUGAUCCUUCCUCAAGUGUGUACUCUGCAAGUGAGUCAGAGUAUAAGUCUCCAGAAGUCGCCAAAGAUUUCAUUAAAGAUUUCUACAAAAUUGUGCCCUGUCUUGAUGACUCAAAGUCCACUCUCCAGUGAAAGCUGUGUCACACAGAGCCUGUCUGUGCUGACCAAACAGUGUUUGAAACUCAGGAUGAAGACGCAAUGAAAGGCCACAUUGCUAUUCACUCCAAAGAUACAGCAGUCAAGUUCAGAGGCAGCAAAGCACUUCCACUAGAAUAUGCUAACUGAGCUAUGUUUAAAACCCAAGAAGGCUUGUGUCCGAUGUGCUUCAAGUUCUUCAAGUCUCCGUACAGCUUGUCGAUGCAUAUCAGACAGCACUGGUCAGCAGAGUUUAGUGACAGACCUUUCAAAUGCCUCAUCGCUCACUGUACAUAUGCAACAUACAGGUUUGACCAACUCAAGCGUCACUACAUGCACCACCUGAUCCAACUCCCAGCUUACAUGCAGAAUCAAUAUCCAGAGCAAAUACCAAUACUGUUCAACAUUGCUCAGAUAACCAGAGACUACAUUGCUAAGCUCGACCACUUCAAGAAAACUGGCAAGUCUCCUGAAAACUUGAACUUCAAGACGGUGAUGGGAGUUAGCUUCGACUCAUAUGCAAGCGCAAAGAUUCAGAGUCUGGACUUAAGAUAUUUGAACAAGCGAAACAUUUAA
Messenger RNA from Moneuplotes crassus, 1526 nucleotides. The record is from the annotation of a GenBank genome assembly. NCBI's taxonomy places the organism in Eukaryota, Ciliophora, Spirotrichea, Euplotida, Euplotidae.